AUGUAUAUCACGGGAGCGGGCACAGAAGUGAGGGAGAGAGAAAUCAGUGUACCAUGCGCCAGUAUCUGCUGGACAGCGAGAAAGACAGAGAAGGAGCAUGCCAGUGGUGAGAAUUUGAAGAAUCAAAUCAUGACGACCAACCUCUGGGUGGAACAGUCAUGGUACGACUACAAGCUGCGAUGGGAGCCGAAGGAGUACGGGGGAGUACAUAUGCUACACGUGCCUUCUGACCACAUAUGGCGGCCGGACAUUGUUCUGUAUAACAACGCCGACGGUAACUACGAGGUGACCCUGAUGACCAAGGCAAUAGUCUUCCAUUCGGGACUGGUCGUAUGGCAACCACCAGCUGUUUAUAAAUCCUCCUGCUCCAUCGACGUUGAGUUCUUUCCCUACGACGUACAGACCUGUGUUUUGAAGUUAGGCUCCUGGACCUAUGACGGUUUCAAGGUGGACCUCAGACACAUGGAUGAGCAGCCGGGGAACAACGUGGUAGAUGUGGGCGUUGAUCUGUCCGAGUUCUACAUGUCGGUCGAGUGGGAUAUACUGGAAGUGCCUGCUGUAAGAAAUGAAAAAUUUUACACCUGCUGCGAUGAGCCAUACCUGGAUAUCACUUUCAAUAUAACACUGAGAAGGAAGACACUGUUCUACACCGUCAACAUUAUAAUUCCAUGCAUGGGAAUAUCUUUUCUCACUGUACUGACAUUUUAUCUGCCCAGCGAUAGUGGAGAAAAG
Diachasma alloeum is the source of this 732-nucleotide messenger RNA. Its product is annotated as acetylcholine receptor subunit alpha-like. The annotation marks the transcript as partial. Gene Ontology annotation, molecular function: acetylcholine-gated monoatomic cation-selective channel activity; transmembrane signaling receptor activity. Gene Ontology annotation, cellular component: synapse; neuron projection; postsynaptic membrane. The record is from RefSeq and is a predicted model, not a curated record. NCBI's taxonomy places the organism in Eukaryota, Metazoa, Arthropoda, Insecta, Hymenoptera, Braconidae. Gene Ontology annotation, biological process: chemical synaptic transmission; regulation of membrane potential; monoatomic ion transmembrane transport. The transcript is spliced from 6 exons.